This is a messenger RNA of Hyla sarda, 4074 nucleotides long. RefSeq names its product insulin like growth factor binding protein 5 (gene IGFBP5). The transcript is spliced from 4 exons. Gene Ontology annotation, molecular function: insulin-like growth factor I binding; fibronectin binding; insulin-like growth factor II binding. Bases 584 to 1384 code for a protein of 266 amino acids. Gene Ontology annotation, cellular component: extracellular region. The record is from RefSeq and is a predicted model, not a curated record. Gene Ontology annotation, biological process: regulation of insulin-like growth factor receptor signaling pathway. Lineage: Eukaryota; Metazoa; Chordata; Amphibia; Anura; Hylidae.
CAGGGCACAACUGGUGGGAGAUUGACCAAGUAUUUCUGCUUUUCUUCUCGCACUUUUCUUCCACAUUUUUUUUUUGGGGGGGGGAGAGAAUUCUCUGCCCAGUAAAGACUUAAAGCAAGGCUGCAGGUUUUAGCAAAGAAAAAGGCUUUUUUAUUUCUAUUAUUUAUUAUUAUUUUUUUGCUUGUAUUAUUUUUUAUUAUUAUUUUUGUUUUCAGGAAUUUUCAAGACCCUUUUCUGGAUUUACUGUGCACGAAACACCAGGACAGACGCUUGUGAUCUAGAACACAUAGGCUCUGACUCUUUCUACCUGUUCUAGACUUUGCACCAUAGACUUGGCUGCAGCAACAGGUACAAUCCGAGCGGUUCCUGCUGUUUGGAGACUGCAGCUGCUGCAGAAUACACCUUUUUGCAUUUAUUUUGCACUCAUUAUUUACAGUGCAUCCCUGUUUUUGCACCAGGGAAGGGGACUGCAUUGCUUUUUUUUUUUUAGGGAUUACAUUUAUUUUUGCAGGGACCCCCCCCUCCUUUUUUGGGGUAUUUGGAGCACUUUGCAAACCCCCCUCUCUCCCAAAUCUCCUAUACAAUGAUCCUGUCUGUCUGCUUCAUCUUGACCCUGUGCCUUGGGCUCUGCCAGUGUCUGGGCUCUUUUGUGCACUGUGAGCCUUGUGAUGAGAAGGCCAUGUCUAUGUGCCCACCGACCCCUGUGGGCUGUGAGCUGGUGAAGGAGCCAGGCUGUGGCUGCUGUAUGACCUGUGCCCUGGCAGAGGGACAGUCCUGUGGGGUCUACACUGAGCGCUGUGCUGGGGGGCUCCGCUGCCUUCCUAAACAAGGGGAGGAGAAGCCUUUGCAUGCCCUGCUCCAUGGCCGGGGGGUCUGCCUCAAUGAGAAGAUCUACAGGGACCAGGUCAAAAUAGAGAGAGAAUCGAGAGAGGAAGAUCCGACUACUUCGGACACAGAAGACCAUUACCACCAGAAGCAGAGUUCUCGUAAGAUGUUGCCUGUAGUGUCCGAGCAGAAGGUCCGAGCUCUGAACAAUUAUCAGCGGAAAAAGCAGGCGGCCGCCAGGGUGGUGCAAGGGGAGAACAAGUCCCAAACCCUCUCCUCUCCAGAGUACAGCAUUGAGUCUGAACUGGGCCCCUGUCGUAGACAGAUGGAAACCGUCAUGCAAGACAUGAAAGUCUCCCAUCGUGUGUAUCCCCGGGCGUUCUACAUCCCAAACUGUGACAGGAAAGGAUUCUUCAAGAGAAAACAGUGCAAACCUUCUAGAGGCCGUAAACGUGGAAUCUGCUGGUGUGUGGACAAAUAUGGACUUAAGCUUCCAGGCACUGACUAUGCUACCGGUGAUCUGCAGUGUCACAGCUUCGACAGCAGCAACAUUGAAUGAUUCCCUGCUCGAUGACCUACUAUGGCUGGAUGGACUUGAUCACUCGUGGUUUUUUUGAUUAUUUUGUCUGGGAUGUCCACAAUGAUCUUUCCUAUUUUUUAUUUUAUUUUUUCCUCAUCUCAUCGGCAAUAGCAAAAAAAUAUAUAAAAUCUUAAAAGCUUUGGAAGAUAUAAAAAAAAAAAAAAAAGACAAUGAUGAAGAAGCUGAGGAAAGGAGAGAACUUCUCCAUAAGACAGUGUAAAGCUUGAGGCAACAGACAAGUGAAACAUUUUUCUAGAUUAGAGAAGGUCUGGGCCGACCCCAGAAGACGAUCUGUUGCUUUUAUUUUUUUUUCUUUAUUUUUGACAAAGGGAGAAGGUCCGGUAGGCUCAUGUUGGCUCCAUACUGUCCCUCUUCUGGUGUUGACUAAGUCCUAGCACAAUCCGAUUUAUUUUUACAUUCACAAAAAAAUAUUUUCUAUUCGGUUAAGUACUUGGUGACAGGUAACUCAAUAGGCUGGUCCCACCUAAAAUGAUGUCCCAGAGAAGGCCUAUUGGUCCUCCUGUCCAGGCCUACAGCAUAUAUCAGCUGCCUCCUCAGUGUCUCUUGGUAUAAAGGAGACCAUGGUGACACGUAUGUGAGGCGGUGAUAUUCUGACCGGUUUCUCACUGACUGAAGCUCCAGAAAUUACUAACCUGUCACUUUAACUGUUUUGAACUUUUUAUUUUUUAUUUGAGGGGCACAGGACACUUGUGAAAAUACACUCCACAUGUAUAAUGGUUGCUAUCUGUUCCUAGAAUUAUUUACUCAGCACAUUGACUCCAUGUCACAUGAGACAUGGUAUAGGUGACUCCCAGUGCCAGCUUACGGUUCACAAAGACCCUGUUUUAUUGGUGCCAAUAAAAUCUAAAAAGAAAAAUCUAAAAAAAUGACAGGGUCACUUACAUUUGAUCACAGCUGGAUCUGUAGAGAAUCCUUCCAGGUUCUUUUAUGCUUUCAAUACAGUAGUAAGUCCCAUGCCUUUUUUUUUUUUUUGUUCGUUUUUUGCAGAAAAGCUGUGACUUAUUUUUUUAUGUAGAAUUACAGUAUAUAUAUUUUAGGAAUUUUCUUAUUUUGCUUUUUUUUUUUUCAGUAGUAGCAAGAGAUUAAGAUAUCAGUCCUCACCCCCUUCCCUUGUCUGCCAAAGCAUCUUGCCAACUAUUAUUUGCCUAAUCUUGAAUUGCCUGUUUGAUCUGCCUCACGUUCUUGUAGAAGGUGUCCCCCGCUGGUCCAGGUUCCUAUUCACGAAUUUAAGGGCAAAUGGGCACUAAAGUAUAUAUUGGUGCGUUAUUUUUUUUUUUUUUUUUUAUGACUUUUCAAUAGUUUGUUGAAAAAGAUAUAAGCUACAAGCUCCCGGUUGCUCCUCGAGUCAAAGAUGGAAACUUGCCGGCUUGCGAGUGAUGAAGAGGUCACAUGACUAAAAUGAAGGCUUUAGCUACCACUUUUGUAAGUCUUACAAAGCCAUAGGGAAGUUUCCUUGGGAAUUGGUUAUAAUUUUGUGGAACAGACUUUUUUUUUUUAAGUCAGGAUCCUUUUGAAUAUUUUCUAUCCCGACAAACAUGGUGACGAGUCUCAUGGAAUCUACCACUUGUUUCAUAAAGGGACAAAAUGAUGAAAUAAAAGAACACUGCCAGACGUGCUAUCAGUAUGGACGGAAGAACAAAAUGUUUUAACCCUAAGUGUGCUGAGACUGAAAUGAGACAAGGUACAAAAGCCAAAAUAAGGAAAAUAAAAUAACGUAGUAGUUGUUUGGGUUUGGACUGCAGGUGGAGCCGCCAUGUUCUGCCAGUUAUCAUUGAGAAGAAUUGCUGAUGGUUACGCUUAUUCCUUAAUUUGCUGCCUUUUAAUCUUUAUAUGGAAAUGCAAGACAAUGAGUUAUUACAUGGACUUUGCAAGAGGGAAAAAAGACCCUAAUGUACUGGAACGCCCGUGGGACUGACAAUAGACGUUCAUUCACUUUUCUUUGGGAGAUGCAAUUUCUGAAUGUUAUCCAAUUUGUGUGGUGCCCCCUUUCUUGAAUGCUUUUUAUUACUCCUGGCACAAAAAAAAAAAAACUUUAUUUUUAUUUUUAUCUUUGUUGCUUUAAGACCACCGCUGGCUUUAACCAUUUAGAGAACCCGAUUUAUUCUGCUCCUGCACUAUUACGGAUGAGAAGGGGGUAAGCGCUGUCUCUUUGGCCUCAUGCACAUGGCCGCCAUAUUGUAUAGCCUGAGGUCUUCUGGAUUCUGGGGUCCAGUCUAGGACCAUAGACCUGUGUGGGUGCAAUAAUAACAGAGCUUGAGCCAUUACAUGGUUGUCUGCACCUAAACUCUUGGAUUUUGGGGUGCACAUAAUGUGAGCAGUCUCGUACAAAUCUCAAGUGAGGGUUGUCUCUAUAUAACUGUUUAUAGUAGGUGGAAUAACACUGUUCUAAUGUUAUGGAGCUUUGUAGGGUUGCUUAAAAAUUUUUUUUUAUUUUAAACAAAAGUUAGAUUUAUUUUUUUCAUAUGCCUUUUUUUGAUUUCAUAAAUGUAUUUUACUUUUAAACACCUUGCACUUUUGCCAUCACUGAUGGCAUCUGGUUAGGCUCAGGAUGGUUCAUGUAUGUUCAUGGUUUGGAGGUUCAGCAUCUCUGCAGACUAUUCAGGAUGAUUAUGAAGGGGAAGAUUAUAUGGGAUUAUAAAAUGACAGUU